Gamsiella multidivaricata is the source of this 1816-nucleotide messenger RNA. RefSeq names its product Eisosome component PIL1-domain-containing protein. Gene Ontology annotation, cellular component: eisosome filament; plasma membrane. Bases 197 to 1594 code for a protein of 465 amino acids. The record is from RefSeq and is a predicted model, not a curated record. Gene Ontology annotation, molecular function: lipid binding. Gene Ontology annotation, biological process: negative regulation of protein kinase activity; endocytosis; eisosome assembly. NCBI's taxonomy places the organism in Eukaryota, Fungi, Mortierellomycota, Mortierellomycetes, Mortierellales, Mortierellaceae. The transcript is spliced from 4 exons.
CUUCUUCAUUCAUUCGCUCAUUCUUUUUCAUUCGUUCAUUCGUUCAUUCAUUCAUUCGUUCAUUCCUCAUCCACACAGCCUUUCCUUCCAACUCGACUCAAUCACUCUUCCUAUCCUCUAUCCACUGUCCACAAAGACCGCCUCUUUUCCCACCACGUAUCGCCUUUUGCUUGUCUCGAGAUCAACCAGUGCCGCCAUGCAGGGCAUAGGACACGACCUCCGCAGAGGUCUCAACAACAUCAAUCCUCUCGGCAACAACUACAAGACUAUGAACAAAUGGCUCGCUGAAAUGAAGAACAUUGACUCCUCGCUCAAGACUCUGGACAAGGAAAUCUCUGCAGACGCAAAGCUGAUUGCGGCAUGGGGUGCGACCGAGGGCGACGACCUGGCAGAUGUCUGCCAACGCAUGUCCCAGCUGAUGGAGGAAGUGGGACUCAUUCAACAAGCCUUCUCAUUGCGGCACACAUCUUAUCGCAAGUCCAUCAAAACCUUGAAGACACAGGAAAUGACUCUAGAAGACAACCGAAAAAAGAAGCAUGAUCUUACCACGCAGAUCGCAAAACUUCAAAAAUCCAGCAAAGAGAACCCAAUCAAGAUGAUGGAACUGCAGGUUGCACUCGAAAGAGUAACAGCGGAGCUACUAAGUCAAGAACUGGAGCUGAUGCAGUUCAAGCGGGUGACCAUCAAGGAAGCCUUUGACGCCAAAUUCGAUGCUAUGCUCGAGUAUGCGGAAAAAAUGGCGCUCAUUGCAGGAUAUGGACGAGCCAUCACCUUCGUCAUCGACACUGAGACUCAAGUUGCCGACAGGAUGAGGAUUUACAAUGGAGCCGACUAUACAGCUGCAGCCGUCAAUAAGGUCAAAGCCGAGGUUACCAAUUGGCAACCGCAGCCGGUCAAUGCGCCGGUCCGAUCCCACAUCGCACCCUCUCAGGAUGAGUUGGCCCUCGCUGCUGCUGCUGCUGCCUACAUCAGCAAGACUCCGCCUAUGACUCACACCUAUGCCGCCAACGACGGAUACUCGAGUGGCCAUAACGAAGGACUUGAUUACACAUCCGACAUUGGGCAGUCAAGUCCUCAGGAACACAGUGCAUCCGAUCAACACAUUACACCACUAAAGCCCUCUCAUGAAGAGCAAGUGAGCCGCAUUCAGGAACAGCAACGCCAACUCGAGCUCGAACAACAACGACUGUAUCAGCAGAAUAUGGCCUCCUAUUCACCUGAAAGAUCGCCCUCUCAGCAACUUUAUCAAGAUGCGGCCAGCAGUAGCGUUGGGAACGGUGGGUACACGGCCAACACUCUUCACCAUAACGACAUUCAGGAAAUGAACCCACCAACGCUCCCAGUCUACGAAUCGGCUUCGAGCCCACCAUCAGGAUACAACGGAUACGGCCAACCCCAGUAUGGAAUGUACGACACAUCCACAUAUCAAGGCGCUCCCGCACGCAACUAUCGUCUUGGGUUCGUAGACCCGCGCGAGCGCAGCCAGAUGGAGCAUGCAGAGAGAUACAGGACCGACUUUCAUCAGAACGGCCCUGGGCCCUCGCUUCCUCCGCUUCAAUUUUCGGAAAGCCCCAUUCUUCAUGAAAAACAGUAAUAGUCCAUCGCUCUUUUUCACUUCGCCCUCGACUGUAACGCAGAGGCGAAGGCUGUAUUCUAGCUUUAUUUUUGAAAACUAUAAGACAUUGGCAGCGUUGAGUGUUUUAACGAUUCCGGUCUCAAUUUGAACCAACAGGCACCGCACAGUGCUUCGCCGUUCAAACUCAUAGAGCUGGUCUAUUUUUCCAAAAUAAAAUAAAUAAAAUAAAAGUAAUCAUCC